GGGUGUGCGCUGCCAGGCCCCCCGCGGGCGGCGCCUUUGUUCCGCGCUCUAAGGAGGCGCAUUUAAAGGGCCAGCUGUUGGAGGGACCUGGGGGACCCCUCUCCCCCAGAGCAUCCCCCGAUGGGCACGGGGAAAGCGGUGGUCGCCCGCUGCCGAACCGUCCAUCCUGCCUGCUCGGCGGAUCCCCAGUCUUUCCAGGAAAGUUCCCUAGGGUGCGGAGGAAAUGAGGGCUUCCAGGGUUGGGUGUUUUUUUUUUUUUCUUAUUUUGGUGGGUGGGGGGUAGUGCGAUCAUGGCCUCUGCUAGGAGAGACUGUCCUCCCUUCUCAGGGUGGCUGCAGUGUGGGUGGGUGGAAGAGACAUCAAAGCCCGGAUGGGUUUGUGCUGUAAAGUGAAACUACCGAGGAGGGGCACCUCUGCAGAAGCCAGAGGAAGGCGGAGGGAGCGAGCGGCAGGAUGGAGGCAUCUCAGAGCAGUUCAGAGCCCCAGUUGCAGACGACUUGUCCUGCCACCACCAUGAGCUCUGAAUGUGAUGGUGGUUCCAAAGCUGUGGUGAAUGGCUUGGCACCCAGCAGUAAUGGGCAAGACAAAGACAUGGAUCCCACGAAAAUCUGCACUGGAAAGGGAGCAGUGACUCUCCGGGCCUCGUCUUCCUAUAGGGAAACACCAAGCAGUAGCCCUGUGAGCCCUCAGGAAACCCCGCAACACAAAAGCAAACCAGGGCUGGAGCCAGAGCCUUCGUCUGCAGAUGAGUGGAGGCCUUCUUCCAAUGCUGAUGCCAAUGGAAAUGCCCAGCCUUCUUCACUCGCUGCCAAGGGCUACAGAAGUGUGCAUCCCAACCUACCUUCCGACAAGUCCCAGGAUUCCAGUCCUCUACUAAAUGAAGUUUCUUCUUCCCUUGUUGGAACUGAUUCCCAAGCCUUUCCACCAGUUAGCAAGCCUUCUUCCGCCUAUCCCUCCACAACGAUUGUCAACCCUACUAUUGUGCUCUUGCAACACAAUCGAGAACAGCAAAAACGACUCAGUAGCCUUUCAGAUCCUGUCUCAGAAAGAAGAGUGGGAGAGCAGGACUCAGCCCCAACCCAGGAAAAACCCACCUCACCUGCCAGAGCUGCUGAAAAAAGAGCAAAGGAUGAUAGUAGGCGGGUGGUGAAGAGCGCUCAGGACCUAAGCGAUGUUUCCAUGGAUGAAGUGGGCAUCCCACUCCGGAACACUGAGCGAUCAAAAGACUGGUACAAGACUAUGUUUAAACAGAUCCACAAACUAAACAGAGAUGAUGAUUCAGAUCUGUACUCUCCCAGAUACUCGUUUUCUGAAGACACAAAAUCUCCCCUUUCUGUGCCUCGCUCAAAAAGUGAGAUGAGCUACAUUGAUGGUGAGAAGGUAGUCAAGAGGUCGGCCACACUACCCCUCCCAGCCCGCUCUUCCUCACUGAAGUUAAGCCCAGAAAGAAAUGACUGGGAACCCCCAGAUAAGAAAGUAGAUACAAGAAAAUACCGUGCAGAGCCCAAAAGCAUUUACGAAUAUCAGCCGGGCAAAUCUUCUGUUCUGAGCAACGAAAAGAUGAGUCGGGAUAUAAGCCCAGAAGAGAUAGAUUUAAAGAAUGAACCUUGGUAUAAAUUCUUUUCGGAAUUGGAGUUUGGGAAACCGCCUCCCAAAAAGAUAUGGGAUUAUACUCCUGGAGACUGCUCUAUCCUUCCUAGAGAGGAUAGAAAGGUAAUUCCGCUGUGCCUCCUCUGUUGGACUGUGUGUGCUCUCUACAUAUAUUCUUCCAACUUCCAUGCAGUGAAGAGGGAAUCAGAUGGGGCUCCCGGGGAUCUCACUAGCUUGGAGAAUGAGAGACAAAUUUACAAAAGUGUCUUGGAAGGUGGCGACAUCCCUCUUCAGGGCCUGAGUGGGCUCAAGCGACCAUCCAGCUCAGCUUCCACAAAAGUGGAUCGUAAAGGUGGGAAUGCUCACAUGAUUUCUUCAUCUUCAGUCCAUAGCCGAACGUUUAACACUAGCAAUGCGUUAGGCCCUGUGUGUAAGCAAAAGAAGCCCCUGUCAGCUGCGAAAGCCUGCAUUUCGGAAAUCCUUCCUUCCAAAUUCAAACCCAGGCUCUCUGCUCCCAGCGCUCUUUUGCAGGAACAGAAGAGUAUCCUCUUGCCCUCAGAGAAGGCUCAAAGCUGUGAGAACCUUUGUGUUUCCGGUUCUUUGAAUGAUUCCAAAAGAGACCUCCCCCUCCAAGUGGGAGGGAGCAUCGAGAACCUGCUCAUGCGCUCCCGACGGGAUUAUGACAGCAAGUCGAGCAGCACCAUGAGCCUCCAAGAGUACGGCACCAGCGGCAGGAGGCCCUGCCCUCUCUCAAGAAAGGCUGGGAUGCAGUUCACCAUGCUCUACCGGGACAUGCACCAGAUCAACCGAGCCGGCCUCUUCCUGGGCUCCGUCUCCUCCUCCUCGAGUGUGCGGGAUCUCGCCUCCCACUUUGAAAAGAGUGGCCUGGCAUUGUCCAGGGGUGAGCUGGGCCCCAGCCAGGAGGGCUCAGAACACAUCCCCAAGCACACCGUCUCUUCCCGCAUCACGGCUUUUGAGCAGUUAAUUCAGCGGUCCCGUUCCAUGCCGUCCCUGGACCUGUCCGGCAGGCUGAGCAAGUCUCCCACACCCGUGCUGUCCCGGGGAAGCCUGACUUCAGCCCGCUCGGCCGAGUCCCUCCUUGAGUCAACCAAGCUUCGUCCCAAGGAGAUGGAUGGGAUGAACUCCAUUGGGGUCUAUGCCUCCCCAACAUGUAGCAAUAUGGCGCACCAUGCCUUGGGCUUCAGGGGCCUUGUGCCUUCUGAGCCCCUCUCCACCUGCUCUGAUGACCUGGACCGCUGUUCAAAUAUCUCCACUGACAGCAGAGAAGGCAGUGGCGGCAGCGUUCAUGGAGAUUUCCCCAAACAUCGCCUCAAUAAGUGCAAGGGCACCUGCCCGGCCUCAUACACCCGCUUCACCACCAUCCGGAAGCAUGAGCAGCAGCAGACCUCUAGACAGCCCGAGUGGCGCCUGGAUUCCAGAGGGGACAAGAGCACCCUCCUCAGGAACAUCUACCUAAUGAGCCCCCUUCCUUUCCGGCUGAAAAAGCCCCUCCAGCACCACGCCAGACAACCUUCCCCCGGUGACUCCUCAGGCCUGCUGGUGGGCCAGAAGCCAGACCUACCCAGUCAGCCCCAUCAGGACCAGCCCCCUUCUGGGGGGAAGCCCGUGGUUCCCACACGCCUGUCUUCCCGACACACCAUGGCCAGGCUUAGCCGCAGCUCAGAGCCCUCUCAGGAGAGACCCGCGGCCCUGGAGGACUACCCAAGGGUCAUUAAUAAUGGAAACUCCGUGCCAUACUCAGACCACAGGCUGGACAGGAACAACAACCCUCAAAGUGAACUGGCACCGUCCCGCGGAGAUUCGGAAUCGCCAAGACAUUUUAUACCAACUGAUUACUUGGAAUCCACAGAAGAAUUUAUUCGAAGACGUCAUGAUGAUAAGGAGAAACUUUUAGCGGACCAGAGACGACUUAAGCGCGAGCAAGAAGAGGCUGAUAUUGCAGCUCGACGCCACACGGGCGUCAUUCCGACGCACCAUCAGUUUAUCACUAAUGAGCGCUUUGGGGACCUCCUCAAUAUAGACGAUACCGCAAAAAGGAAAUCUGGGUCAGAGAUGAGACCUGCCAGAGCCAAAUUUGACUUUAAAGCUCAGACACUAAAGGAGCUUCCUCUGCAGAAGGGAGAUAUUGUUUACAUUUAUAAGCAAAUUGAUCAGAACUGGUAUGAAGGAGAACACCACGGCCGGGUGGGAAUCUUCCCACGCACCUACAUUGAGCUUCUUCCUCCUGCUGAGAAGGCUCAGCCCAAAAAGUUGACACCAGUGCAGGUUUUGGAAUAUGGAGAAGCUAUUGCUAAGUAUAACUUUAAUGGUGAUACACAAGUAGAAAUGUCCUUCAGAAAGGGUGAGAGGAUUACACUGCUCCGGCAGGUAGAUGAGAACUGGUACGAAGGGAGGAUCCCAGGGACAUCCCGACAAGGCAUCUUCCCCAUCACCUACGUGGAUGUGAUCAAGCGGCCACUGGUGAAAAACCCCGUGGAUUAUGUGGACCUGCCUUUUUCCUCCUCCCCAAGUCGCAGUGCCACUGCGAGCCCACAGUUUUCCAGUCACAGCAAGCUCAUCACGCCAGCCCCCUCAUCUCUGCCCCACUCCCGCCGAGCCCUGUCCCCUGAGAUGCACGCCGUCACCUCUGAGUGGAUCUCACUGACUGUGGGGGUCCCAGGCAGGCGUUCUCUGGCCCUGACCCCACCCUUGCCUCCUCUGCCAGAGACUUCUGUCUAUAACACUGACCACCUCGCCUUGUCCCCGAGGGCCAGUCCCUCCCUGUCUCUCAGCCUCCCGCAUUUGAGUUGGUCCGAUCGUCCCACCCCACGAUCAGUAGCUUCUCCACUGGCCCUACCUUCACUGCACAGAACCUACUCCCUAGCACCCAGUUCCCAGGCCUCCCUUCACAUCAGUGGAGACGGUGGCGUCCACCAAGAUAGCUUCUCGCAGCAGCCGCCGCUGGGGAGCUCUGAUAGUGUCAUCUCCCAGCUUAGUGAUGCCUUUAGCAGCCAGAGCAACAGGCAGCCGUGGCGCGAAGAGAGCGGACGAUAUGAGAGGAAAGCAGAGAGGGAGGCAGGCGAGAGAGGCCCUGGUGGACCCAAGAUCUCUAAGAAGAGCUGCUUGAAGCCUUCAGACGUGGUCAGGUGCCUGAGUACUGAACAGAGACUCUCAGAUCUCAACACCCCUGAGGAGAGCCGGCCCGGCAAGCCCCUGGGUAGCGCUUUUCCAGGAAGUGAGGCUGAGCAGACAGAGCGGCAUAGAGGUGGCGAGCAGGCGGGGAGGAAAGCUGCUCGCAGAGGUGGGAGCCAGCUUUCUCAUCAUUCAUUGAGAGCAGGACCUGAUCUCACAGAAUCUGAAAAGAGCUAUGUGGAAGCGGUUUGCAAUGAGAUCAUAAACAUUGCCGAAAAAUCUGUUCAUUACUGCAGCACUGUUUCUCAUCCCCUUGACUUUCAUCACAAGGUAUCCCCUUCUGACAAUAAAUCAUCUUUAAUCAUUUCUCAGCAACCUCAAGCCCAGCAGCGAAGAGUCACCCCCGACAGGAGUCAAACCUCACAAGAUUUAUUUAGCUAUCAAGCAUUAUAUAGCUAUAUACCACAGAAUGAUGAUGAGUUGGAACUCCGAGAUGGAGACAUUGUUGAUGUCAUGGAAAAAUGUGACGAUGGAUGGUUUGUUGGUACUUCAAGAAGGACAAGGCAGUUUGGUACUUUUCCAGGCAACUAUGUAAAACCUUUGUAUCUAUAAGAAGACUGAAAACCGUGGAGAUUAUUUUUAUUGGAGGAUGAAGCAUCAUUCAUGAACUGAUCUUUUUAGUUGAGUCAGUAGGAAAAUGAAUACAGUGGAUAAAGUAAGAAGCAAAAGACAGGGACAGAGAAGUCUAGUGUUUAAAGCCCAAGCCUGUCUAAGGUUACUAUAUAUUAGACAGGGCCGAACUAGUGUGCUGAGCAAAAAGAAUUGAGGCAAAUUGUAUUUACUUAGUCACUUCUGGGAGCCACUCCAACCUUUUCCCCUCCCCUCCACCUCUUGGGUAAUCUGACCUGAAGCAUAGUCCAGGAGCAGAGUUAGUCAGAAAUGCCUCCUGCUGCCCCAGCCUGAGAGAGCUCCCAUCUCAAAGGAAUUAUUGAGCCUGAAGGCUUCAAGCCUAAGAAUGCACCAAGACCCCCAGCCUACAUCUCCCAGCUCCCCUGAAGCUGGCUGAUCCUCUUAACACUGCUGGAGGUCAGUCUGGGCUGCCUAGGCUGUCCCUAGACAAAGGUGGAGUCCCCCAAACUGCCCAACACCAAAUCCUCACUCAACUUGCUGAGGUGUGGAUGGAGGAAUGGAGGCAAAACUUGGGCUCCCGAUGCAUUCAGCUUGUGGUGCAGCACUGCCGUUGACUGCCCUGGUGUUCAGACAGAAAAGCACACGAGGUUUGCCCAUGAGAACUGGGGAGCAGAUGGCCAAGCAGAUAGGUUACCAAGUGUAUUUCCUGUGAUUAAGUCAGGAAGUGCUGUAGCUCUCAAGGCCACUGAAUGGUCCAUUCUUUUCCCACAUCCCUGGCUUUUAUAAAAAUGUUAUCUUCAGGACAGCGCGGCUGCACUUACCAGAGCACUAUUGCCCACUUUUCUUUUCUGGCUUAUGUUUGUCUGGGACAGUUUGGAAUUGGGAGGUCUAUUCUCAUAGAAAACCAAAAUGAUGUUCAACAAUUAAUUUAACAUUCACCAACUUACGCUGGCUGCUAGGGGGACACUGAUAAGCAAGACAUGCCCAGGCUUUGCUGUGGCUCCAGAUCUACUCCCUGUGGGAGUUCAAGGAUCACACAAAAUGUAGUAAUCAGGGUUGUGAAUUUGAGUACACCCUGGCAAGGCUUCCCUUCAGACGGAAGCAGCAAUUCUGCCACUGCCAGCAGCAACCAGGAUGUCUGUCUGGGGGGUUGUAUCAGAAGAGAGAGGCCCCUGUGACGCCUGGGGUGCUUGGUCACAACUCUGUCCAAUUCAAGGAUGUUUAUUGGCCUCUCUCUUAGACCCCUUAGUGAGACAGCUACAGAAAUGGCCCAUUCCCUGCCCACCAGGAACUCAGAGGUGAUUGGGGAGACAGACACAGGAAAAAGAACAUAAGCAAGAGAGACUGUGAUAUGUGCUAAGAAGGAUGUGAGGGAGGAAGAGAUGAGUUUUCCCUGGAGGGAUCCUAGAAUGCAUUGUCAUAUUUCUGUCUCCAUUAGCUCACUUUUAAACAACUAGGAUGCUGGAAGAACCUUUGUCUGAGGAUAGUUCAUAGCUGGAAAUACUUGGAAUGUUUUCCAGAGUCUCCAAAUUCUCGUCUUCCCCACAGAUACACAUCCAAGUUCACAAAUAGGAGUAGCACUUCUAGGAGAUAGGGGUGUGUACAGGAACCCCUGGCUGUCUGCAUAUAGCUCAGAAUUACACCAGGACCAUUGUCCCAAAGUCUAGAGUCUUUACAGGUAGGCGAAAUUUAUUUUCAAUACCUGUACUUCAGCUGCUGUCACAAAUACCCAUCUUAGGAUCCCACCAGCCUCCCACCUCCCACCAGACAGCCACAGCACCCUCACUUUCUCCCUAUUGUUCUUUCAAAUUCCUUUGUCAGGAAAGAAGCUGCCACUAGUUCAUUAAAACUAAGGUGUAAAUGAUUGAUGGUAGGAAUGUGUUACCUCUUCCCACAGACAAUUGUUUUUAAGUAGGACAGAGCAGGGCCUUUUGGGAAUCCCAAUGUUAAAGGCUAUGGAACUGCAGGAGGUGAGCUUUCUGGGUAGAAGGAGACUUCCUGAUUUUCCUUAAGACCCAGUAAGAGUAAGACCUAUUCCUUUGGAAGGUCUGCUCCACCAUCUAAGAGCACUGUUUUUUUGUUUGUUUGUUUGUUUUACUGUCUCUGAGGCAAUAUAGUAAAAAUGCAUAUGCACGUGCAGUUUGCACGGCAGCAUUUCACCUGUUUUGGAAUGUAUUGGCUAAUGUGUUUCCUGGUCUUUCUUAGACGCAAACCAUUAACAACACUAUCUUAUCGAAUAGUUUUUUUGAGGGGUGCUUCUUGAUUAGGUAGGUAGUUUUGAACAUGUCUUUAAAUACAGCUAGAAAAUAAAACCAAUUUGUAAAGCCACAUUUGCAUAUGAUGCCAGCCUCACGCAUUUGUAUAUCUCCAGAAAUUCGGGUAUGCCUCACCAAUUUGCCCGCCUUUAAUAAAAUCAUGUGUUAAAAUUUGCAUCACUUCGCCUUCCUAUGUAUGAUGAAACAAGGAACAGAAGUUUCCAAUUGCUCUUUUGUCUUCAGACAUUUAGUAAUAUAAAGUACCUAUUUUUAUGCUGAAAUGUUUAUACAGGUUUAUUAAUAGCAAGUGCAACUCACUGGCGGCAUGCCUUGCAACACAUUUUGAUAUAUUAGCCAUGCUUCCGGGUAAAGGCAAGCCCCAAACUCCUUAUCUUUUGCAGUCUCUCUGGGAUCAGUAAAAAAAAAAAAAAAAAAAAAAAAAAAGGUUAUGUGCUUAAGAAGUGGGACUGUAAAUAUGUAUAUUUAACUUUGUAUAGCCCAUGUACCUACCUUGUAUAGAAAUAUAAUUUUAAAAAUUUGAGUGGAAGGGGGGUAAAGUAAGGAAGUCAUGAAGUUUUUGUGCAUUUUUAUUUAAAUGAAGGAAUUCCAAAUAACUCACCUACAGAUUUUUAACACCAAAAUAGCCACUGUAAAGUGUUAAAAUUUACAAUAAUUAUUCUACUGGGGAGGGAAGGUAACUAUAAUCUCAGUUAUAGUUUUGUUUUCUUUUUAAUUUCAUUAUUUUGUUUUGUUUUGUUUUUUUGUUUCUUUGCAGUCCUAUUUAUCUGCAGUCAUAUUAAGUCCUAUUGCUAGAAUAGGUUACUACCAAAAAGAUUAUAUUCUGAAAGAAAAAUAACUGACAUUAUAUAUAACCAAUUAAUUUAAAGUAUUGCCAUUUAAAUUACACACUGAGAGCAUGUACUAUGCAGACAUAGAUUUUUCUGUUCAUUUAUUUUUCUUCAUUGCAGUGGACUGAUAGAUGUGUUGAAUUACUACAUUUGCUGUACAUAUUAUUUAAUAAACUUUAUUCAGAAUUGCGUGGCA
This is a messenger RNA of Cebus imitator (Panamanian white-faced capuchin), 8651 nucleotides long. RefSeq names its product sorbin and SH3 domain containing 1 (gene SORBS1). Lineage: Eukaryota; Metazoa; Chordata; Mammalia; Primates; Cebidae. Gene Ontology annotation, biological process: cell-substrate adhesion. Gene Ontology annotation, molecular function: protein binding. The record is from RefSeq and is a predicted model, not a curated record. Bases 454 to 5334 code for a protein of 1626 amino acids. Gene Ontology annotation, cellular component: cell-substrate junction; nucleus; cytoplasm. The transcript has 28 exons.